Molecule: messenger RNA, 1920 nt
Organism: Plutella xylostella (diamondback moth)
Lineage: Eukaryota; Metazoa; Arthropoda; Insecta; Lepidoptera; Plutellidae
Product: phospholipase A1 member A
Biological process (GO): lipid catabolic process
Molecular function (GO): lipase activity
Source: RefSeq, a predicted model, not a curated record
GGUAACACCAAUGACCUAAGCAGCCAGUCGGCCGCCUACUUCUCGGUGGCUCGCGUAAUGAAUCGUAUUAUCGUGUUUUCAAAAUGAAUAUUUACAUAUUUUGUUUGUUUACAGUUUGCAAUAUUAUGUUAGUGUGUGGUUUCGGGCGCGGGGACUGGGAAAAAUAUGGACCGUUUCAGCUGGCCCUGCAUUCUAAUUUGAUUAAAUGUGACCACGACAAGACCCUCGGGCUGGACGUCAGCGGCGUGGACGUCUACUUCUACGACUUCUCCAGAAACGACCACGAGAUCUUCCCCAUCAGCACCGCGGCCCGGGGCAUCCUGGCCAUCCCCACCCUGGACAAGGUCAAGAAGUUCAUCAUCUUCGUCCCGGGCUACAAGUCGCAAAUCAUGAAGAAGACCGAGGAACGCGUCCGGGACACCUUCCGACACCUCCCCAACACUUACCUGAUCAUCCUUGACCAUUCCGCUUACACUAAUGACAAGCCAACUUAUAUCAAGUCCUUUGAGAGGUCGGUUAAGUACGUGUACUACAUUGGACGAGUUCUAGCCAUUCUGCUUACGGAGCUUCGAGCUGGUGGUAUUGUCUCAAAGCAGAUCCACUGCAUAGGGCACAGUCUCGGAGGCCAGAUGCUCGGUGUCACUGGAGAUACCUUCAUGAAGAAUACAGGAGAGAAGAUCGGAAGGAUCACCGCUUUGGAUCCAGCUGGUCCUUGCUUCUCCAACAGUCUUAUUGAAGAACAAGUGAGGUCUGGAGUAGCAGAGUACGUGGAAGUGUACCACUGCAACGCGGGAGGUCUCGGUACCACUUCUGUUUUGGGAGACGUGGACUUUUUUGUGAACAAAAAAGGUCAGUCGCAGCCUCAUUGCGGAACUCCUUUGAUACCUGGGAUCUUUGACAGCUCCAAAGCAGCUAAAUGCAACCACAGGACUUGUAUUAACGUGUAUACAGCUACUGUGGUUCGUCCUGAGUGGUUUGUGGCACAUAAAUGUGAUACGUAUAAGGGGUAUAAGAAUGGAAGCUGUUCAAGGAAUGACGUGACCAUGGCUGGCUACUGGAACCCUGGGACAGCGAAGGGGGUGUACUACUUCUCCACUGAUGGCUUCGAUAUUGAUGACUUGCCGAGCACUGAUGGGGAUGUUGAUUACUGAUGAUGACAGGGGGGCUGGGCUAGGGUGUUGCAAAUGUGGUAUAGUAAACGGGAAGGGGGUGACUCAUCAUGUUCUGAACCACAUUUAUUUGGAGUAAAAAGUAACGUGUCCAACAAAAUGUGUAUGGAGGAGCUACUAAAUUUUUUAACGAUUAUUUUUAUAAUUGAUUUACAAACGUUGUUUAGAAUGACCACCUGAGUUACCUUUUCUUUCGGAUUACUAUACUUACACUUUUAACUCCUAUUUAUAUUACCUACUUAUAAAUAUCCAAAUAUUAUAGAAAUUCAGCGUAAUUGUUCUGGAGGUGUCCCUCAUAAAUAAACAAGUAUUGAUUACGUAUUAUGAGAAUUUAUGUAAGUAUACAUUCCAUUUAGAUUUCAGAAUUACUUUCACUAGUUACAUAGCACAUGAAAUAAAACAUAGUAUUAUCUGAUUGUCCUAAAUAUGUAGGUAUAUUUUGUAACCAAUUCUGGGAUAGUAGCACGGGGCGCAUUUAAGACGUGACAAAGGUUUUGCAUCGCUCUCACUCACAUCGCGCAGCCUCAAGAGCGAGCGCGACGGACAACUUUUGUCACGUCUUAAUAGCAUCCCAUGCUAAGGCCUCUGUUGUGGGUAAUUAUCAGUUAGUUAGUGUGCAGUUAGAAUGAAAUUAUGUAUCCUCUUAUAACUACAUAAUAUUCUAUUCCUAGUCGAAUAAUACAUUAGAAACAUGAUAGAAUCUAAAUAAUUUAUUUUUGUGUGUUAAUAAGAAAUAAAAUAAUCAUAAAUU